AUGGGAGCUGACAAAAGAAAAGACAGUUCUGACUCUGAUUCUGAAUUGGGAUUCAAGAGAUUGAAGGCUGAUGAAGAGAAGUCCGUGGAACUCAAACCUAAUCCCUCUGGAUCUAAGCGGAAGCAAUCUGACUCUCGAGAUGAAGAGAAAUCCAGACCAUCAGGAUCUAAAGAAAGGCAAUCUAACUCUCGACUACCUCAAAAACAGAACAAGAAUUCGGACAAGCUUGAUGCGGAAAUGAUUAAUAGAAUAUUGUUAUUGGGUGAUGGUAAUAUGAAAAAAAUCUUAGAUUGUGAAAAAUCUUAUCAACUUUCUAAUUUGGUUGAUGAAAUUGCAUACGAUAUCAUCAAGACCGAAAGUGAGGAUUGGGAAGAAAAAAUGGCCGUGCUUCUAUUGUAUAACAAGAUUAGACGUGAGAUUUAUUCAACUAUUGAAAAGAACAUUCCGGAUAGAACUCCGGAUGUUUGUACAUGGUUGGUGACA
Acaulospora morrowiae is the source of this 483-nucleotide messenger RNA. The record is from the annotation of a GenBank genome assembly. Lineage: Eukaryota; Fungi; Glomeromycota; Glomeromycetes; Diversisporales; Acaulosporaceae.